CUGGUCCACGCGGCCACGAUAGGGGAUAAAGAGGCUGGAAUGCGACUCGAAUUUCCGCUUUCCGAUCAUUGACACGUUUCCAGCUGUCAUUUUCUUUCUCUUAAUUAUCGCCAUCGCACGUCAGGUAAUCUUAAUCUUGAUACUGAUUAACAGGUAAUUAAUCUUAAUCUAGAUACUGAUUAACAGGUAAUUUUUUUUUUCAAAUCUCUCUUCGGUGCAGCCCUCCUGUUCGUUCGGAAAAAUCUCUCGCGAGCCGCCAUGACAACGGGCACCCAUUUCUUGUCUGGGCGGCACAUUGUUGUUGCCGGCGCCGGCAUGGCGGGCCUGUCAUUUGCCGUCGCCCUUCGCAAGAUCUGGCCAACUGGCGUGCCGCCACCGCGAGUCACCAUCUUCGAGCGCGACACGAAACAGGACAUGCUGGGCCGCGAGGGAUACAGCCUCUCGCUCGCGGGUGCUGACGAUACAGGCGGGCUGGUUGCGCUCAGAGAUCUCGGUCUGCUGGACGAGAUCCUCGGGCACGCGAUCCUGGGCACGGACGAGAAGGGCGCCUUCAAGCUCUGGGAUGCCGACUGGAGCCAGGUCCUGAGCGUCCGACUGCGCCCGGCUCCCGGGCUCCCGACAUCCGGCAUCCGGAUUGCGAGGAAACACUUGCGCGAGACGCUCCUCGGUGCCGUGACCGACGAGAUUCGGUGGGGGACUGCCUGUCUAUCGGCCACCAAGUCCGAGAGCGGGAAGGUGGUGGUCCGCGUCUCGGACAACCAGGGGUCACAAGAGUCCACGGUCGAGUGCGACCUGCUGGUGGUGGCUGACGGGGCGAGCAGCAAGAUCAGGGCGAGCCUGCGUCCAGACGAUGUGCUGCAGUACGCCGGCGCCGUCCAGAUGGGUGGGCUGGCCCACUUCCCGGAAGGCAUCCCGCCACCUCUGGGCGAGAACUGGGGCCAGCAGGUGUCCGGUGGCCGCGGCGUCUCCUGCUUCUACUCGCCCGUCGACAAGCAUAGGCUCGUGUGGGCGUUCAGCUUCCGCGAGUCGACGCCUCGGCAGACCAUCAAACCGCCAACCUCGGAGGAAACCGCGCGGGUUCUGCUCGAUGAGAUUCUCCAGAAGGGUCACAUGCUGGGACAGCUGUUUGAAACCAUCGCAGGCUCCGCCACCGAUCCCAAGGAGGUCUUCUGCUUGCCGGCAAGAGACAAGAAACCAUUUUCUCACGACCUGGCGAAGACGGGGCCUAUCGUGUUCAUCGGAGACAGCAACCACGCGGUCAGCCCCUUUGCGGGAUACGGGGCCAGCUUGGCUCUGAAGGACGGCUGGGAUUUGGCUCAGAAGCUGACGGCGGCGGACUCGGUCGUGGAUGCGGUCCGAAAGUACGACGCCGUAAGCGUCCCUCGGGCUACCAAGGUGCUCGCAACCUCGAGAUCGCGGAUCAAGUGGGGUCACAGCACCGGCCUGAUGUUCUUCCUCUGGCGCGGGUUCUUGAAGGCUUUGGGUUAUGUUCUGUGGCUCACUGGGAGAGCUUGAGGGCAAUACUAUCUCCCCCAAUCUUGAUUACUGU
Thermothelomyces thermophilus ATCC 42464 is the source of this 1549-nucleotide messenger RNA. RefSeq lists its product as uncharacterized. The record is from RefSeq and is a predicted model, not a curated record. The transcript has a single exon. NCBI's taxonomy places the organism in Eukaryota, Fungi, Ascomycota, Sordariomycetes, Sordariales, Chaetomiaceae. Gene Ontology annotation, molecular function: FAD binding. The coding region runs from base 259 to 1515 and encodes 418 amino acids.